Messenger RNA from Aethalodelphis obliquidens (Pacific white-sided dolphin), 2238 nucleotides. RefSeq names its product zDHHC palmitoyltransferase 19 (gene ZDHHC19). The record is from RefSeq and is a predicted model, not a curated record. The transcript is spliced from 7 exons. Gene Ontology annotation, molecular function: protein-cysteine S-palmitoyltransferase activity. Gene Ontology annotation, biological process: peptidyl-L-cysteine S-palmitoylation; protein targeting to membrane. The coding region runs from base 325 to 1824 and encodes 499 amino acids. Lineage: Eukaryota; Metazoa; Chordata; Mammalia; Artiodactyla; Delphinidae. Gene Ontology annotation, cellular component: Golgi apparatus; endoplasmic reticulum.
AAAAGCCUUUCUAGAAACGCUCAGACAUCCACUUAUGUCUCAUUGACCAGAAUUGUGUUGUGAAGCCAAACCUGGAAACAAGGAGAGUUAGCUGCCUCCUCCCCCAAAGUGCAAUUUUGUAACAACAACAAGGAAAAAAUGGAGAUAGAACAAUGAACACCGUUUGCUUUGAUUAGCACUGAGCCUGAAACGGUGAGUAGUAUCACCCAGCUUCUCCCCACGUGUUGCUCUAAUCUCAUGUAGUCUCGAACCUCGCAGGGGCAGGACCUCUCUGUCCCCAGCACAAGUAGGGGUAUGGUUUGCUGUUGGAAGUGACGGUCACAGAUGGCAGACAGGGCUGCUGAAGGGCCCCUAGCCCCCACUCUCCUCAGCCUCUGUGAUGUCACACUGCGACUUCUUUCCCUCCACCCUGGGCUGUGGCUUCUGAGGCUGCUGUGGCCAUGGGGCUCCUGGAGCCAGCAGUGGGGAGGGAGCCUGGGGGCCCUAAUCUCCCCUGGGGCCAUGGGAGGUCCAGCCAUGCCGCUCUUGAAGGAGCCCCAUAGCCCGCCUCAGGCCCCACCCUCCUGGAUCCUCCCAAGCCUAUUUGCCGCCUUCAACGUGGUGCUGCUGGUCGUUUUCAGUGGCCUCUUCUUCGCAUUCCCUUGCAGGUGGCUGGCCCAGAACGGGGAAUGGGCCUUUCCCAUCGUCACAGGCCUCCUCUUUAUCCUCACCUUCUUCAGUCUCGUUUCACUCAACUUCUCAGACCCUGGCAUCUUGCAUCAAGGCUCCAAUGAACAGGGCCCCACGAUGGUGCAUGUGGUAUGGGUGAACCACAGGGCCUUCCGCCUGCAGUGGUGCCCUAAGUGCUGCUUCCACCGUCCGCCCCGGACCUACCACUGCCCCUGGUGCAACAUCUGUGUGGAGGACUUUGAUCACCACUGCAAGUGGGUCAAUAACUGCAUUGGUCACCGCAACUUUCGCUUCUUUAUGCUGCUCGUCCUGUCACUAUGCCUCUACUCAGGUGCCAUGCUGGUCACCUGUCUGAUCUUCCUGGUGCGCACGACCCACCUGCCCUUCUCCAUGGACAAGGCUAUUGCCAUCGUGGUGGCUGUACCCGCCGCCGGCUUCCUGGUGCCACUCUUCCUGCUGCUGCUGAUCCAGGCCAUGUCGGUGAGCGCGGCCGAGCGCUCCUACGAGGGCAAGUGCCGAUACCUGGAAGGACACAACCCCUUCGACCACGGCUGUGCCAGCAACUGGUAUUUAACAAUUUGUGCACCGCUGGGACCCAAGUACAUGGCCGAAGCUGUCUGGCUGCAGAGAGUGGUGGGGCCUGAUUGGGUGCCCAGGCAGAACCCUAACUUCCCGAUGUGCCCCUCCGCGCACAGUCCCCCAGACCUCCCUGGGCCUGGGUCUGGCCCCCAGUCCCAACCUCUGGGUCUCGACCAACCAGGCAAGGGGCCCCCAGGGAGUGGUGAGGCUGCAGCCCUCCAGGAGGUGAGGAGUGUGUGCGUGUGUGUGCGUGUGUGUGCGUGUGUGUGUGUGUGUGUGUGUGUGCAGCAUGCAUGUGUGCCUGUGUGUGUUGGGAGGGGGCGUCUGCAGAUUGUACAGGUGUUGGGAGAAGCCCCCCAGUGUUGGGCUGGCCCUGAAGCUGGAGCACUUAGAGCUCGAGAGAGGGGCAUUAUAGGCCUGAAGAGUGUUGACAGUAGAGUCACAGGCCUCCAGAAUACACCAGGGGUCCCUGGAGACACAAAGGGAAAAGGCCGCACCACUCACUUGCUGGGUGGCCUUGGACCAGUCACUUACCCUUUCUGGGCCUCAGUUUCCUCAGCUAUUUAUGAGGAUUGAGACUAGUCCAGUGGUUUAUAAUUGGCGGGGGUGGGAGAGGGGGAAUUCCUUUACUUAAAGGCACCUUCUACUCUGAAGCCCAGUCUAUGAACCACGUGGAAGUGAAGCGUUAAGAGUGAUGUAGGGGUGGGUAACCCACAGCCCCUCCAGAGCCCCUGCAGUGACAUUCUGGGGUGCCAUCCCACUCCCUUUGCUCUGCCUGUUGGUGGGUGACAGUCUGGGCAGUUUCUUGCUCCCCAAUGGGUGGCCUGCGGGGCGGGGCUUAGGGAGAGCCCCCAUCCCCCCCACUGUGUGUUUAGCUCCACGCCAGCCCGGUGCUGCCCCUGCUGCGAGAGGCCCCCAGACGAGGCUCCGCCUACCUCUUGACCUUUCGCACUGGGAGAUGCCAGGAGCCCCCGCAGCCGAACCUCACCU